Molecule: messenger RNA, 2005 nt
Organism: Stylophora pistillata
Lineage: Eukaryota; Metazoa; Cnidaria; Anthozoa; Scleractinia; Pocilloporidae
Product: transmembrane prolyl 4-hydroxylase
Biological process (GO): peptidyl-proline hydroxylation to 4-hydroxy-L-proline
Cellular component (GO): endoplasmic reticulum
Molecular function (GO): iron ion binding; procollagen-proline 4-dioxygenase activity; L-ascorbic acid binding
Source: RefSeq, a predicted model, not a curated record
AUAGGAGCUUGCUAUCUUGCUUUGAGUGAAAAUUUGUUCCGUCCACAAAGCUAUAGAAAACUUGGUUUACCGAGUUGGCAGGGAGCAGUUUCUUUUUUAUACAUAAAUCAUGAGAACAAAUUUCUCUGGUUUAAUUUUGAUGUUAACAGUUUUUCAUCGAGGACUCGCGAGCGAACACGGCGCCACUCAGGCCGGAGAAACCUCGUGUUCAACGGGCCAUUGCUUUGUAGAAAAUGGAGGACCUUGCAAAGACGAUGGACGGCAGAAAUUAUACCACUGGGAUCCUGUGAAGGUUGGAUACGAACGAAAGCUCAGGCUCGAAGGGGAGAAGAUCUACACCAUGAUCACCAGAGCUGUACAGCCAGCGUUAUUUGAAAUUCCGGAGUUCUUGUCCCCAGAAGAAGCUGAUCACAUAAUUGAUGUCGCUGAAUACGUUGGAUUUGCUAAAAGUGACAUUCAUUUGGACCCAGUGGCCAAACAGCACGGGAAAACAAUCAGAUCGACUGAAGGUCACUCAAAUAGCUCUGCUGGAUAUUUUCUGAACUGGGACUUCGAUCAUGAUUAUGAAAUUACAAAUGAUGAGGUGAUAAUAUUUGCUAAAAAGUUUAAACAUCUUUACCUUUCACCGAAAGAGGUCGAUGAAAUGAUAGAAAAUCUAGAGUUGAAAGAAUUCGAAGACGGCAAAGUAGAAUACCCUGAAUGGAGGACAUUUAAAACACAUGCUAUUGACAUGUACAUGAAUGAUGUGAAAGAGAAACAUCCUCAUCACAGAGAUCGCUUCAGUGAUCAGGUCUGGCUCUUCCAGACAGCUGAAGCAGAUGACGUUCUCAGAAGACUAAGAGAACGAGUUUACAAGCUUACUCGUCUUCAGAAGGGGAUAGUUUAUGGAGGCGAGCCUUUACAGGUUGUCAAAUAUGGUCCCCAUGGCCAUUACCAUGCUCACUAUGACAGUUCCAGAAAGAGCGAUUACCCAGCUGGAACCAAAUGCUGUCACUAUGACCUCAAAAAUGCAGCUUUGGCUAAAUGUAGAAUCUGCAGGUACAUCACUAUUCUUUACUAUCUCAAUGAUGUGGAAGAAGGAGGUGAAACAGCCUUUCCUGUAGCAGAUAUGAAAAGUUUCAACGAAACGGAGUUUAGGGACCGCAAAGAUGGCGAUCGCUUCAAUUUAAAUGAAUAUUGUCAAACAGCUAAUAUCGUUGUACCAGCCAGCAAAGGAAAAGCUAUCAUGUGGUAUAACUAUGAACUGGAUGGGAAAACCGGCUGGAUGAACCACAGAGACGAUAGAUCAUUACAUGGAGGAUGCAUCGUGAAGAAAGGCAUCAAGUACAUAGCGAAUAACUGGCUCCCAGCCCCCGAGAAUGACUCUGCUCAUCUUAUAAGUGAAUAUUUUCGAGACCCAGAUGAGGAAUAAGACAUUAGAGACGUGUUCACUGAUGUGGUUUACUUUCCAAUUUAAUGUAUUUUUAAAACACUUGGCUCUCAUUUCUUAAAUCUCUUAGCAUAAUACGUUAAUUGAUUCUCGCUGAACCAAAAUUGAAGAAAGUGACUCUGUUCAUCAGCAUUUUAGAAUGUUAUUAUAUUCCGCUAGACGAAGGUAAAAUACAGUUACAUUUAGUAAGUACGAUUGAUCAGCAAGAAGGGUACGUAUAUCUUUAUAAUUUUGCUAUAGAUCUUUUCGAAUAAAAUGAAUAGGUGAUUCCCCCUUCGUACUAAUCCUUUCCUCAUCGGUGUAAUCGAUGCAAAAUUAUCCUUACAAGUUUUAAAGAUCGGUGCCACAGGAAAUAGAGUGUUAUAGUCCUUCCACGAGUCCCCAUAGGUACAUACCUGUUUGCAGUUUAAGAACUAGAAGACAAUAGGAAUCUCAAACCAUUUGCAACAAGAAUGUCUAGUUAAAGGAGCACUCUUAUGAAACUUCCCUGUAAUUUGGAAACCCGAAAAAUCCAAAUAGUUUUACAUAAAAACUUGAAAUGUUCACUAGUUAAUCGUCUCUGAAUUUGUUUUCCUA